UUGUGGCUGUCCCCCUCUGCAGCGUAUCUGGGAGGCUGAUCUAGAAGCCUGUCACCUCCUCCUCCGAGGCAUCCAGCUGCGUACCCCCUUCUGUAGUGGUGCGGACCCUGCCACAGUGGUACUACCCAGCCCCCAACCAGCCACUAAACAAGAAGCAGAUCUGCAGGAAUGUGCCAUGUUGACGGCUCUGGGGGGGCGCUGGUGCCCCGAGGCCAACCUACAGAACUCAGAGUUCACCAAGAAAUUGGAAGAGUUUUUAUUCUGCAUGGAGGAUGUUCACCCAGAG
Molecule: messenger RNA, 286 nt
Organism: Salvelinus namaycush (lake trout)
Lineage: Eukaryota; Metazoa; Chordata; Actinopteri; Salmoniformes; Salmonidae
Product: disrupted in schizophrenia 1 homolog
Exons: 2
Biological process (GO): neuron migration; cilium assembly
Cellular component (GO): microtubule; intermediate filament cytoskeleton; mitochondrion
Source: RefSeq, a predicted model, not a curated record